This is a messenger RNA of Thamnophis sirtalis, 3029 nucleotides long. NCBI's taxonomy places the organism in Eukaryota, Metazoa, Chordata, Lepidosauria, Squamata, Natricidae. The record is from RefSeq and is a predicted model, not a curated record.
CAUUGACUGUGCUGGAAUACUGAAACUUAGAAAUUCAGACAUUGAACUAAGAAAAGGAGAAACUGACAUUGGGAGGAAAAAUACACGGGUUCGGCUGGUCUUCCGUGUUCAUAUUCCUCAACCUAAUGGGAGAACCCUUUCUUUGCAAGCGUCUUCCAACCCUAUUGAAUGUUCCCAAAGAUCGGCUCAGGAACUGCCUCUGGUUGAAAAGCAGAGCAUUGAUAACUACCAUGUGAUGGGUGGGAAGAAAAUAAUUUUGAGCGGACACAACUUUCUUCAAGACUCUAAAGUGAUAUUUGUGGAGAAGGCUCCAGAUGGUCAUCAUGUGUGGGAAAUGGAAGCCAAAACUGACAGAGAGUUGUGUAAGCCAACUUUAUUAGUUGCUGAGAUUCCACCAUUCCGCAAUCAGAGAAUUACAAGUCCUGUCCAAGUCAAUUUCUAUGUCUGCAAUGGAAAGAGAAAGAGAAGCCAGUACCAACUUUUCACCUAUCUUCCUGCUAAUGUUCCAAUUAUAAAAACAGAACCUUCUGAUGAUUACGACUCUGCUCAAACCUGUGGACCAAGGAGCCAUGGAUUAAGCCCUCUCUCCAAACCGUAUUACAGCCAGCAGAUCAUGAUGCCUCCUGAUCCUGGCUCGUGCCUUGUAGCUGGCUUCGCUUCCUGUCAGCAGAGAAACACUGUGAUGUCAUCAUCUCCCAGCUCUAGUCCUAAGCUGCAUGAUCUUUCCUCUCCUGCUUACAAGUGCAUCACCAACCCAGGCCAUAAUCAUCUAGGACUUCAGCAGACGGCUGGAGGUGUCCCCACCAUACAGGAAGUGCCAAGGUCUAUUGUUGUGCACCCAAGCUCUCCCGAUCAGUCAUCUCACAUCAUGCUGCAGCCGCAGGUGAGUCAACAUCUGAGCAGUACCUGUUCCCUUGGUAAUCAACAAGCACUCUAUCCCAACAGUCCCUCCUCUCCAGUUCCAUCUGUAACCCAGGAGUCAACCUAUUUGCAGUCCUGCAGUCCAACUCAUUCAACUGCAAUGGGCCAACAGCAGCUGCCGAAUGUUCAAAGAAAUGAAAUUCCAGCAAAUCAGCCACUGUCGUUGACCGACUUGCAUGAGGACAAUAAUCAUAAUUUGGCCCCUAUGCCCGUAACAGUCAAGCAAGAACCUGAAGAAUUGGACCAGUUAUACCUGGAUGAUGUAAAUGAGAUAAUAAGGAAUGAUCUUUCCAGCACCCAUGUCCACUAACAAGUGGCCAACUAGCAAUUUAGCUGAGAUAUCCACAUCAAAUAAUUGGAAGAUAAUCCCCGGUACCAUUCUAGUCUUCCAUUUUGUUGACUGUUUGGAGCUGACAAUUACCUCAUCUCUUUGUCUAUGCAUAUAUAUAUAUAUAUAAAGGAACCGGUUGACUUCAGCUAAAAAAAUGCCUCCUUUUAAAAAUCAUCUCAAGGAAAAUAUUGGAAAUGAAUACAGCGUGGAGUAUUUUAUGGUUAAAAUAGGAAAUGUGAUCAAACUGAUAACCAAUCUCAGAAAACUGAUUUUGUUUCUUUCGGGCUCUACUGGACAACAAACCUGGAAGUGCCUUAUUUUGUUAGUUUGUGGCAUCAGGGAAUUGCAUUGGCAGUGUUGAAGUCGUUGCCAUCCAAAGUAUUUCUAGGCACAAAAACUGUCAAUUGGUAUAGAUAGAAGAAUCCUCUUGAAAGUAAAAUGAUGUGUCUGAAUUCCAGGUGUGUUUUUCCCGCCCGGUUUUCUCUCUUGAACUGUAUUUGACAUCCUGCUGCCUUAUUCAUGGUGCAUUUUUAAACCAAAUUCUCAUCUCAGCUGUACAUUUCCAGCCUGUCACAUUUCUUUGCUUAGGUAUUGUAGAACAGUUAGUAAUAACUAGCGUGUCAAUAUUUUUACUUCUCUUUGGUUUCAGCAUAGCACAAAUUAACUGAACAGCACAAAAGAUUAAGGUUGAUGGACAAAAACUUUUGGGGAAAAAAAUCUAACUUUUGCUCAACGAAUUGAUGUAUAUGCAUGUAGCAACUUAGCAUAUACGCAUGCAUAUAUAUUUAUAUAUAUUGUGUGUGUAUGUGUGUGUGUGUUCACAUACACAAACCUAAUAUGUUUAGUAUAUUUAGUUGCCUUUUGAAGGUUUUGAAUUUAGCAAUAAUUUCUUCUUCUAGGAAUUCAGUCCAGAUCCCAAGAAAUGCCAUUUCUGUAUUGUUUUGUUUCAAACAGUUAUGUUCUUUUUUUUAAUCUCACGCUGAUAAGCAAGCACUUUAGACAGUGAAGAAGGAUGUGUAUGAAAUAUGUAUUAAUUCCCAAAUGACAAAGAAUGAGUUAAAGCCAUUGUAAAUACCGCUACUGAAGAAUGUAAAAUAUUUGUUCAGUUAUAAGAUGAUUAUUCCACUGAAGCCUUAUAACUCUCUGCUAAAUGUACAACCCAUAUUACCAAAUGUUUUAAUAUGCAACCCUGUAUAUCAUUGUUUCAGAAUACGGUAGUUUCAUGUUAAUAGAUACAAAUAAACUUAAGCAAGUAAUAAUAAUGUUUAACAUUUAUUUUGUACAGCCAUGUUACCAUGUAGCUAGUUUAGUCAUCCACAUAAACAGAAAAAGCAUGGCUUCAUUUUUAAAGCAUCUAACAUUAAUAUUGUGCCUUAGGAAAUAUGUGUGACCUAUGCCACAGUAAUAUAAGUGGCAACUAAGUGCAGUGUACAGUUAAUGGAAACUCAACCGGUUUCACAAAAAAGUGAAACAGUCCUAACUAUUUAGAAAUAUUACUCUGUACAAUUAUGUCUUACUUCCUUUUUUUAGAAAAAAAAAGCCAUAUUUGUAACAUUUGCACAUUACUGUGAAAGUAUAAGGAUAUAAUAUGGCUGUAUGUAAAUAUUGUGUUAUGGUAGUUGGCUGAUUUUGCAACUGUUUAGCAAAUCAUUUAUCUUGUACUUAGCUUUGUAGGAGAUGCAUGCAUAUCUUCUAAAUGUGAUAUCAUGUAUAGCUACAGCUAAACUUGUAGCUGGAAAAAAAAAUCCAAUAAAGCACAACUUUCUGCAGAAGGCUA